AUGAAAAUAAUAUUUAAAAUAUUAAUUAUAAUUUCAAUUUUGAUUGAAAUAAUUAGUGGUAAUUUUAUAGAUUGUGGUGGAAAUAAUCAUUUUCAAAUUGGAAAUGUCACUGUUUUAACAAAGGAAAUAGAGAAUAAAGAAUAUUUAAUAUUAUUUACGAUUAAUGGAAUUUUAAAAGAAACUAUAUAUGAUGGUAAUAUAUUUACAAUUAUUACAAAUGGACCUGUAACUUUAAUAAAAGAAAAAAAAUCAUUUUGUAAAAGUGAUCAUGUAUUUAGUUGUCCAUCUGGAUCUGGAGAAAUUAAUUAUACUUUUAAUUUAACAAUGCCAAUAACAACAACAACAACCCUAAAACAUCAAACAUUGUAUAGCACAGUUUGGUUUACUGAUCAAGUACCAAACCAAAUUGCUUGUUUUAAUAUUAACUUUUCAUUAUAA
Messenger RNA from Dictyostelium discoideum AX4, 438 nucleotides. RefSeq lists its product as hypothetical. NCBI's taxonomy places the organism in Eukaryota, Evosea, Eumycetozoa, Dictyosteliales, Dictyosteliaceae. The record is from RefSeq and is a predicted model, not a curated record. The coding region runs from base 1 to 438 and encodes 145 amino acids. The transcript has a single exon.